Ostreococcus tauri is the source of this 1584-nucleotide messenger RNA. RefSeq names its product Anthranilate synthase component I, PabB-like. NCBI's taxonomy places the organism in Eukaryota, Viridiplantae, Chlorophyta, Mamiellophyceae, Mamiellales, Bathycoccaceae. Bases 1 to 1584 code for a protein of 527 amino acids. The record is from RefSeq and is a predicted model, not a curated record. Gene Ontology annotation, molecular function: anthranilate synthase activity. The transcript has a single exon. Gene Ontology annotation, biological process: L-tryptophan biosynthetic process.
AUGGCGGCGCGGGAGACGCUUCGGGAUGCGUUCGGUGACGCGGUGCGGGGUGGACAUAACGUCGUGCCGGUGUAUCGACGGAUCUUUGACGAUCAGUUGACGCCGAUAUUGGCGUAUCGCUUGUUGGUGAAGGAGGACGAUAGAGAAGCGCCGAGCUUUCUGUUGGAGUCCGUCGUCGGGGGGUCGCAGGUUGGGCGGUUUUCGUUCCUGGGGAGACGGCCGGUGAUGGAGGUGACGGCGAAGGAUUACGAGGUGACGACGACGCACCACGGGACGGGGCGGAGCGAGACGACGACGGAGACAGAUCCGAUGGAGGUGAUGAAGCGCAUUAGCGCGGAGUGGCGGGCGUGCACGAUGUCGGGUUUACCGGAAUGCUUCUCAGGGGGCUGGGUCGGGUUCACCGGAUACGACACCGUGCGGUAUCAGUACAAGAGUAAGCUCGAUUUCGGAGAGGCGGCGCCGAAGGACGAUAGGUCUCUGCCGGACAUUCAUCUCGGGCUCUACAGGGAUGUCGUGGUGUUCGAUAACGCGACCAAGCAGCUCUAUGCGGUGCACUGGGUGAUGACGGAUGAGUACGCGAACGUGGACGAGGCGUACCACAAGGGAAUGGACGCCGUGGACGCGUUGAUUGACGACUUGCAGCCGUCCAAGUCGCCGACGUUGAAGCAAGGUUUCGUCAACUUGCAGCUCGACCAACGACCGAGCGUGCCGAAAGACAGCACGAUGACCAAGGAUGAGUUUUUAGGUGCGGUGGCGCAGACGAAGGAACACAUCAAGGCUGGGGAUAUCUUCCAGCUCGUCCUCAGCCAUAGAUUCCAACGCCAGACGCACGCGGACCCGUUCGAGGUGUACCGAGCGUUACGCGUCGUUAACCCAUCCCCGUACAUGAUUUACUACCAAGGUCGGGAUUGCAUCCUAGUUGCAUCGAGCCCGGAGAUUUUGUGCAGAGUGAACAAGGAGCGGACCGUGGUGAACCGCCCGCUCGCGGGGACGCGUAUGCGUGGCAAGACGCAAGAAGAGGAUGAGGCGUUGGAGGCUGAUUUGCUCGCGGACCAGAAAGAGUGCGCCGAACACGUCAUGCUCGUUGAUCUUGGUCGUAACGACGUCGGUCGUGUCUCCAAGGCGGGCACGGUCAAGGUUGAAAAGCUCAUGGAGAUCGAGCGAUACUCGCACGUGAUGCACAUCUCCUCGACCGUGACGGGUAGCUUAGUUGAUAACCUUGGACCGUGGGAUGUCCUUCGCGCGGCAUUGCCCGCAGGUACGGUGAGCGGUGCGCCAAAGGUUCGAGCGAUGCAAAUCAUUGACGAUUUAGAGGUGACGCGCCGCGGUCCGUACGGUGGCGGUAUCGGUUACGUCGGCUUCACGGGUGAGAUGGAUAUGGCGCUCGCGUUGCGCACCAUGGUGGUCCCGACGCGCCAAGCCAAGGACGUCAACGGAUCUCGCGAGUGGAUGAUCCAUCUCCAAGCUGGUGCCGGGAUCGUUGCCGAUUCUAACCCGGAGAGCGAGUAUCAAGAAACUGUCAACAAGGCGGCUGCUUUAGGCAGGGCCAUCGAUUUGGCGGAAUCCGCAUUCUCCGCGGACUAA